CCUGAGUGCUUGCGUUUCAUGUUCCUCAUCAAACUGAAGGCCUCCAUGCUGGCACAAACGCUCGUGAAGGCCAAUUACUGCUGCCCUGGCGACCCCUCUACGUAUGUGGCAGAAUACCUGCCGAACGCUUGUGUAGCCCUGCGCUACGGCCACCAGCGGAGGCUCCAGAAGGGCUCUUCUUACGCACCCAAGUACCUGCUCUUCGUACCUCACGCUCAGUCUCAUCUCCGCCACCCGAUUGGAGCCUUUUUGCCGAACGCUCAAGGCGAAACCGUGGUUCGGGUCGCUCAAGUUCGGGGGACGAUGCAAGGCCUGGCCGACGUCGGUCGUGGCUCUUCCGUCGUUAUUCACGAUUGUUUCGUUGGUACGGCGCUUGCGCUUGGUGAUCCUCUUCGUGCUUCGGGAGCUCCGGUGAGUGGCCGCUCACAUCUGUUCCUGCGCCCUUCUAGCGCGGCUUCGAUUCGACGUCAGACCAGUGAGCGUUUGCAAGGCGCGUUCGUGUCGAUAAUUGUCCAUGCACAACAGCGAAGAUGUGCUUUUACAGAGGCCAACUGCAUUACGACCCCUCCAGUUCCCUGUAUCAGUGCCAUAUCUCUCGCUCCUGAAGCUUGUAUCACGGACCGCCCCUUAUCGUGGUAGCACAGGACGCUGUGUAGCAUGUUCUCCAGCGCUGCAGUUUCCUUAUCGAUAUACCCCAGAGUGCCUCCACAUUAUGUUCUCCGCAGUACGCUUGCACUGAUUGGUCGUGUAAAUGGUAUGACUUGCAUGAGAAUGGCACCUCGUUCGAUCAACAUCAACAUCCAGGACACCUUCAAACAUGGCUCCCGCAGCGAGUAGGAACUCUAAGGUCCGUUAUACAGCACCUCCCGCUGGACCUGGCAGCUUGCUGGCCGUCACGAGUGAGGACUCGAAGAUCACCAUACCUUCUCAGUACUUCCAGGUAGCCAGGUUCACAUAAUAGUUCGACUUCUUUCACGAACUUCAAACCUUCUAAAGUGAAGGGAAUACCUUCUUGCUGCGUGCCGGGUCCAACAACGGUCAAAGCGGGAUGCUCAAGCUCAUCAUUUUGAUGCUCUUGGAGGGAUUGUCCCGAACUCAGCUGAUCAAUUAGCUAGCGGAA
Macroventuria anomochaeta is the source of this 1120-nucleotide messenger RNA. RefSeq lists its product as uncharacterized. The record is from RefSeq and is a predicted model, not a curated record. The coding region runs from base 46 to 639 and encodes 197 amino acids. The transcript has a single exon. Lineage: Eukaryota; Fungi; Ascomycota; Dothideomycetes; Pleosporales; Didymellaceae.